Trematosphaeria pertusa is the source of this 1410-nucleotide messenger RNA. RefSeq names its product short-chain dehydrogenase. The transcript has a single exon. The record is from RefSeq and is a predicted model, not a curated record. Lineage: Eukaryota; Fungi; Ascomycota; Dothideomycetes; Pleosporales; Trematosphaeriaceae. Bases 320 to 1246 code for a protein of 308 amino acids.
GCAGAGGAGCUUUAAUAGAUGUGAUGUCAUAGUCAUCGUGAGAGAAGGAGCUUGGGGGUAUAAAGUCAAGGGUGAGUAUGCCGGUUACCUAGGUAGGUGUCCUCACGAGGCAACGAGCAACUUGGAGUUAGACUUUCUCGUCUUGGACUUGGGAGAUACUUUUCCUUUGGCUGCUCUUAGCCCUUCUCAUUUACACUUGUCCCAUUUGCUGCACUGCCAGAUCCAUAUAUCUCCACUUACCAAACACCAUCUCCAAUUCCUCGCCAUCACUUGAAUCUCCUCUCCAACCAAUCCACCCCCUCUUCUCCCCCGGCUCAAAAUGGCACCCUACACCCUCCCACCCUCCGCCGUCUGGUUCAUAACCGGCUGCUCCUCCGGCAUCGGCCACGCCCUCUGCGCCCACCUCGCCACCCACACAACCUGCCGCAUUGUCGCCACAGCCCGGAAUCCCUCCUCCCUCUCCUCCCUCCCAUCCGGUCCCAACAUCCUCAAACUCGCCCUCGACGUAACGUCCGAGUCCUCCAUCCAGUCCGCGCUGGCAGCCACCCUGCACGCCUUCGGCCGCAUCGACAUCCUCGUCAACAACGCCGGCUACGGCCUCAUGGCCGACACCGAGACCGCCGACCCCGCCGCCGCCCGCGCACUAAUGGACACGAAUUUCUGGGCCGCGGUCCGCCUCACCCAGCUCGCGCUCCCCAUCUUCCGCGAGGAGAACGCGAAAACCGGGGGUCCUAGGGGCGGUAUGGUAAUGCAGAUCACGAGUCUGGGCGGGCGGCUAGCGUUCGCGGGGAAUGCGUUCUAUCACGCGAGCAAGUUUGCGCUGGAGGGGUUUACGGAGGCGCUUGCGAAGGAGGUGCCCGAGGAGUGGGGGGUGCGGUUUCUGUGCGUGGAGCCUGGGGGGGUGAAGACGCGGUAUGCGGAGACGAGUACGGGGGCGUUUGAUGUGGAUAGGAGAAACCCGGCGUAUAGGGAUCCUGGGCUGCCGACGAAUGUGCUGUUGAAGUAUAAAGAGAGCGCUGAGGCGACGAGGAAUUGGGCGGAGCCGGGGAGGGUGGCGGAGGUGCUGUAUGGGUAUGUGAAAAAAGGAGGUGACAUGCCGCUGAGACUGCCGUUGGGGAGUGAUAGUUGGGGGAUGCAGAAGAAGGGGUUGGAAGAGGGGUUGAGGGAUUUGGAGAGCGUGCGGGGGGUUAGUUUGAGUACGGAGAGUGAGGAGCAGUUGAGGAGUAUUGAGUUCUUGCAGGUGUAGAGAGAGGGGCGUUUAGGGACGAUUGCUAUGUGCGUAGCGAAGGUUGACAGAUCGUCAGCCUCUUCUUGAUGUUCGAUCGGAACCUACACAUUUGUCAGUACAAGCGUACGUAGCAUUCGACGUGUUCUAGAGCCGUAGUUCACGGCUUUAGAUCUGCUGAGCAG